Molecule: messenger RNA, 3018 nt
Organism: Vitrella brassicaformis
Lineage: Eukaryota; Vitrellaceae
Source: the annotation of a GenBank genome assembly
AGCGAGGCUAGCGAGAGCAUUAGGGUGACACAGACGGUCACCUCUGUUGAUAUUCGCUGAGUUUGAGAAUCGGCACUCAUCCCAUCUGCCGCUGUUAUACCGCUCUCGCCAGCAGAUCAUCACAUCCGCCGUGAAGUGCCCGUCGGCCGCCACCACGGGCACAGCAGGCGGCAUCCACAGGCCAGCAGAGGAGAUGAGCGGCCGGCCGGCCGAUGCUGCUCAAUGCCGGCGGCUUCGUCAUGGCGUUCCCUCGGGAUGUGCUGCUGUGCGAGGGGCUGCGGGACACCUGCCUGGCGGUGCUGCUGAACCGCUUCGACAGCUGGAUGAUCACAGACGACAAUCGCAUUCACUUCAUUGACGCAGACCCCUUCUACUUCAUCUGGUGAGGGGGAGGGAGGGAAGCAACACGAUGGCUGACAGGCAGCAGCACUCCCCGUGUGUGUGUUCAGGUUGGCUGUGAAGCUUCGUUACCUGAGCUGCAGCCGCAUCGACGUGAGUGAGAUCAUCGAGGGCUGCCCCGCACUGGCCUUCUACCACGACCGAUUCUUCGCCAAGACGGCCGUCACCAUCGAGCCGCAACACGGUGACCACGACAGCGAGGCGUUCCGGGGCUUCAUGGCCGUCAUGGGGCCGUUCAUCAGCUCAUCGGUGGCGGGCGGGACGGGCGGCAGUGAGGUGCUGAGUGUGCCUGUGGCGGAUGGCGGUGUGGUGGCCACGACCGACGCGACGCUGGCCGACUACAGCAUACUGCACGACCGAUUCAUCAAGUAGGUCUACAGGCGGAGAUGAGAUGGCGUGGUGGUCAUCUUGGGCACCGUGUGUGUGUGUGUGUGUGUGUGUGUGCAGGUAUGGGCCCGUCGCGGAUGUGUCGGCAGACACCUUCCACAAGUAACACACCACAGCAGCAGCCAGGCGACACACGAAAUCUCCAUGUGUGUGUGGUGUGUGCAGGGUGGUGGAUUACGUUCGUCGCAUUUGGUUGGCCCCCGACGCCGCCACGCCGCUGCCGACGAGCAGUUGGCCUGACGAGCUGCUGUAUGCCUGUGACAUGUACGGCCUCAUGGAGCCGGUGUACCUCUCGAUGAUCGGCAAAUCCCACAGCCACAUCAAAUGCCUCUUCAAGUGAAUCACAACACACAUUAGGGGGGACGCAGGAGGGAGAUGCCAUGUGUUGAUUUGGGUGCCUUUGUGUGUCAGGAGUUCGUCUGACGGCGGAGAGUUUGGCACUCUGGUAGAGCGAGUGGCGGGUGUGAGCGGCCUGCUGUUUGUCAUCGAGGACGAGAAGCAGCACACCAUCGCCUGCCACAUCGACGGGCCCCUCAGCCCCCCGGCUGACCCCACAUCAGCACUGCUCACCGGCUGCCCCAUGACCUUCUACUCCAUCAAUGGGCCAUUUGAGGAGGGCGGCAUCGCCAAGAUCACCGUGCCGCCUGGCGACCAGCGGGUGAUGGUCGCCGGCACAGAGGGGGCGGUGAUUGGCACCAAGGGCGGGGCUGGCAAGGUGUCCAUCGGUGGGGGCCGCCUGUGGCUGGGGUAUGGGAAAGGUAGUCCGGGUGGCGACCUGCGCAGCUGCAGUCAUUGGGUGGAGAGGGAUGAGCUGCCCGACGACAAGACGUACGUGGGCACCUUCGACGAGGAGGGACGGGCCACCCUGGCUGCCAGCCACUACUUCACAGCCCAGCGACUGGAGGUCUACCAGGUCAGACCGACACAUCAAGUGGACGAACGUCAUCAUGUCGAUGUGACGUCUGUGUCCAUGUGCGUCUGUGUGUGUGUGUGUCUGUUCAGGUGUGCAGCACUCUCCCGGCCGACCACUUCCUCCCCGCCUAUGACCUGCAGGCCCUCAUCGACACGACCCGCCACAUAGGCAUGACCGCACAGCUGCUCUACAAGUGGGUCAGCCAAAGAUGGGCCGCCGGCAGUGACGUGAUCAUCGUAUCUCUCUCCUGUCUGUCCGGCUGUGUCAGGGGCGAGCGUGACGGCUGGGCCCACACAACCAUGGCGGCCAAGGUGGGCGAGGCGGCCGACCUGCUGAUGCUCUUCAAAGACACCGGCAGCCACACCUUCGCCAGCCACAUCGAGGGACAGCUCAAGCAGCCGGCCGACCCCACUCGAGUGGAGACGACACUCUGCCCCGUGACCCUCUACUCCAUCAGUGGCGCCUUCGAGGAGGGCGGCAUCACCAAGAGCACCGUGCCACAAAACAAGCAGGGUGUAAUAGUAGCCGGCACAGAAGGGGCGGUGAAGGACAGCAAGGGUUGGGCUGGCAAGGUAGCCAUCGGUGGCGGUCGCCUGUGGCUGUGGUUGGGGAUUGGGGAGGAUGGGCGGCCGGCUGGCGACCUCCGCCGCUGCCAUCAGUUGGUGGAGAGGGAUGAGCUGCCCGACGACAAGACGUACGUGGGCAGCAUCAAAGAGGACAGAUGGGCCACCUUAGCUGCCAGCCUCUUCUUCACGUGUGUCGAUUUGGAGAUCUACACACUGCAGGUCAGAGGGGCGGAGGGCGGCACAUGAGUGUUUCCCCUGUGGUGAUUGUGCUGGGCUGUCUCUGUCUCUCUGUGUUCAGGUGCCGGAUGGCUGGCAGUGGCUGAGUGCGGUGGCCGACAUCGUGCUCUCACAAUCGACAUGAGUGGUGAGAGCUGUCUGUCGAGGGGCCGGCGGAGGGAAUGAAUGGGCAAAUUAGCGGCUGUAUUUGUCCAGUCGGCAGGCGUCGGAUGCCCACGGCUAUGCAUCGGAUGUGACGCUGUCCUUAUGCAGCUGCGCCGUGGUGUCACUCGUGUGCCACUCGUGUGCUGCAUGGCUGCCUGCAUUCUGCCCGCUUGAAUAGACAUGCCAUCCAGGGAGAAUCCGUUGAAGGCUGCCACACGAUCGAUGUGCCGUGCCAGGGAGGUCACACAGAGACAGACAGCCUUGCCGACCCUUGCCGACAGGCCCGGUGGCCAGGAGGGCGUUGUUGACAAAUAUAUGGGAAAGACCAUGCAGAAUCGGCGCGUGUGUAUGUGAUGGUCAAUUCGUCACUGU